UUCAUCAGUGCCCUCGUCCUCACGCGGCUAGCUAACCCACCUCCCGUCCCCGCCCCGGGCGCGCGAGCGAGCGAGGAACGCCGCUUCAGCGGAGUCCCUAAAGAAAUAAACAGGAAUCACGGCAAAAUCAGAGAUCGGGCCGUUCAGAAAUAAAAUCGUGAGAAUCGACACAGACGGGAGUAAUAGGCUGGCUGUCACUUAAAGCCUGAAUCAACAGAGAGACAGAGAGAGAGACAAAUCCAGGAUGGCAGCCUCUGCCCCAGCCAAUCGGAGGUCGGCAUCUGGCUCACGCAGAUUCAACCCUCUGAGGGUUCUGCAGCCAAAGCGUCGCUUGCAGCAGAUGCUCUCACCCUCAGCCCCGCCCAAACCGGCACCCGCAGCAACGGCACCAGUAAAGGCGGUGGUAACCACGGCUACCGUGACAGUUCCGGUGCCAGCGCCCCCUGCGUUCGACUACUGCAGGUUUAUAGAGCUAGACUACGUUCCCAUGGAAACGGGCUAUAUGGUGUCGAUGCGUCCGACUAAAGGAUGUGCCGCCCCAAAGUCUCCUGAGCGUCACUGUCGGCGUACAGUGGCCCCGCCCAGCGGGAGGGAUCCCUAUGGCAACGCCUCCCUCAGCAGUAGCAGCAGCUCCUGCAAGGGCAGCGACUGUAGUCCCACCAAGCGUCAGACUAAGUACACAUCAUGCACAGAUAACCAUGGCAUCCGCCCCCCCGCCCCGGAGCAGUACCUCACUCCCCUGCAGCAGAAGGAGGUGUGCAUCCGACACCUGCGGGCGCGCCUCAAAGAGACCAUCAACCGACUGCAGGACAGGGACUCUGAGGUGGAUGCUCUGCGUGGUCAGCUGAGCCGCAUGCAGGAGGACUGGCUGGAGGAGGAGUGUCACCGUGUGGAGGCCCAGCUGGCCCUGAAGGAGGCACGGGGAGAGAUCCAGCAGCUGCAGCAGGCGGUGGACACGGUGCGCUCCAGCCUGGGAGACUCCUCCUCCCACAGUCCCGCCGUCAGCACCUACCUCCAGGACAUCAACACCCAGAACCACAAGCUGGAGACCCUGCUGCACAGCAUGGAGCAGGCCCAGGCCGGGGCCUCCAAGCUGGGGGAGGGAGGCUGCGGUGGCGGGGGCAGCGGGCCUGGAGGCCCAGGGGAGGGGGGAGGGAGUCCGGGGGGGGCCGGGGGGUCGUGUGAGGGGGGGUCCCCCGCCCGCUCCCUGACUCGCAGCUCUACCUACACCAAGCUGAGCGACCAGGCCGAACACAUUGAGGACUUCCUGUCCAGCGAAGGCGCCCAGGACAGCAGCUUCCUGUGCUGUGGCAAGGGUGGCGCCCCCUGUGGGGCAGAACUGCUGCUGGAGGCGGCCUUCCUGUCCGAGGAAACCGCCGCGCUGCUCUCCUCCUAUGCCCUGCACCUGCCCCAGCAACUACCCCAACACCUGCACCUGCCCCAGCAACUACCCCAACACCUGGCCCAGCAACACCUGCCCCAACACCUGCCCCACUCCUCCACCUGUGAGAAGCUCUGCCCUUCCGAGCACCUGGCGGCCCUGAGCUGUGGUGUGGGGGGGCUGGGGGGGGGCAGCCUGAGCCACCCCUGCCUGUCUCACCACCACCUGUACCUGCAUCACCUGAGGGACGAGGCCAUCCAGACCGAGAGCUGCCCUAACCCCGCCCAGGCCGGCUGCCCCUCCGAUCUGGACACCGUGGCGGAGCAGCGCACCUUCCGCUCGCAGGCCUGCAGCCCCGCCUCCACCUGGCCGUCCGACGAGGAGCUGGACUCCAUCACCAUGACGACCGAGCCCGUCCCGGGGCCCCCCCCCAGACAGAUGUCCUCCUCGAUCUCCUGCUGGGCCGACAUACCACUGUGUGGGGGGGCGGGGGGUCCGGACAGUGGGGAGGGAGGGGGGAGGCAGGGAGAGGGGAGGCAGGGAGAGGUGGGGGAGGGAGAGGGGAGGCAGGGAGAGGUGGGGGAGGGAGAGGAGGUAGGAAUGCAGAAGGAGGAGGAGAGACAACAGGAUGAGCUGGACUCUGACUUUGGGGAGACGGUGGAGAUAGACGGGAGAGAUCUGAGGGAGGCCGGAGAUCUGGCGGUACUGAUGGAGAAGCAGGAGGAGGAGGGGGAGGAAGUGAUUCAGGGGGAUGAGGCAGGAGGAGAGGAGCUACCUCACACCACCCAACCCCGAAGCUCCGCCCACCAAGAGGAAGUCACCGGUCACUCAACCGUGAGCGAUGAAGACCUGGACGCUGCCGGCCCGGUCCAGAGGAGCUACUGGAGCCGUCACUUCCUGGUGGACCUGCUGGCGGUGGCAGUGCCAGCGGUGCCCACGCUGGCCUGGCUGUGCCGGGGCCCGGGCAGGGAGGGGCUGCCCGUGUACCACAUGGGCUCCCUGCUGAGAGGCUGCUGCAGUGUGGCGCUGCACUCGCUCCGCAGGGGAGGCGGCCUCCGGCACUACCCUGCUGGGGGCGGGAACCAAGGGGGCACACCCAUCUGAGCCCUGACCCCUAGACUAUGACCCCUGACCCUAAACCCUGACCACUGAAUCAUGAACCCUGGCCCCAGACCCUUUACAACCUUGGGGAGCCGUGUGCCCAUCUGACCCCUGAACUUUCACCCUUGAACCCUGAACCCUGACCUGGCCCCUCCUCUGGCUGAAGGAUUGGAAGGGGUACGAGGAACGAACGGAAGGAGCUUGGUUCUUCAUUGUCUUCAAAACUGACUGGAUGACCUGAGUGUGUGUGUGUGUGUGUGUCCUGCUCCAUUAGGAAGGUGCUGUCUGCUCCUCCUCCCCCUCCCGCUUC
Osmerus eperlanus (European smelt) is the source of this 2792-nucleotide messenger RNA. It is a transcript of the gene snphb, whose product is annotated as syntaphilin b. The record is from RefSeq and is a predicted model, not a curated record. Gene Ontology annotation, cellular component: mitochondrion; cytoplasmic microtubule. Bases 245 to 2485 code for a protein of 746 amino acids. NCBI's taxonomy places the organism in Eukaryota, Metazoa, Chordata, Actinopteri, Osmeriformes, Osmeridae. The transcript has 9 exons. Gene Ontology annotation, biological process: neuron differentiation.